AUCACCACGAAGGUAAGGGAAGCAAAUCUGCACCGAAGGAGAAGUCGGGCUGUGAGGCAGGACGAAGGCUCAGCUGACUUUCAGAGCUGUUCCUGGUUGGGGUGAGAGGGAUGAAUCUUUACGCUCCUACAUAAAUCAGUCAUUCCGUGUGGGCUGCCUAAGAAAGAGGCAUGACGUGACAGCUGAGGGCCAUCUGCCAGCAGUGUGCCCACUUCAACAGCUGGGGUCAUAAGUCCUUUAUUCUCAAGGGGUAUCCUGCCUGUGCAUUCCAACAUUUAUCACAGCAAUAGCUUUACAAGGCUAGCAGAUUCGAGGGAGGAAUGUUUUUAGGGUAGUAAGACUCAACUUGGGAAAUAGAUACAUUAAUAUAAACAUAUCCUAAUUAUUAUCCUGUAUUGCCUUGUCAGGCAAUAUGUCAGCCAUAACAUAUUAAAAAGUGGGCUAAUCCGUUUAUGAAACACCUCCCAUAUAGCUGGCCUUUGUUAGCAGGUGUACAAAGAUAAGAUAAUCACCCGUAUUGAGAAGCUAACAAGUUAGUGGGAGAAGGGAUGCACCAAAACAAUAGCCCUGUAAGAGGCUGUGCUUAUCUUAUUUGUGUUUAUAUCUGUACCACCCCAUCUAUGCCUGGCACACAGUAGAUUCUCAAUAGGUAUAUACAGAAUGAGCCAGUGCUAGAGUAGAGCAAAAAGUGCUUGGGUCAAAAAGAAUAGAGGGCUAAUGCAGCCUGGAGGAGGCAGGGAAUGCAUCACGGAGGGGGAUAUUUUAAGGGAAGCUUAAAUGAUAAUAAUGAGUUUUCCAGGUAAGGAAGGGGAGGGGUGGGAGGAGUUAAUUCCUAGCAGCUGUUUCAGGGAAAACAAAAGCAUGAAAAAGAAUACUUGGAGGGUGGGUCAAAGGUAAAGCAUGGAAGGAAAAGUCUCCUAUUUCGAUAAAGGGCACGCGUGACACAAACACAUAUUAACAUCUACCCAGAAACCAGUUGGCUACUGUGGUGAUGUGGGAUAUUCAGGGAAUUUACAAGAGAUCGUUUUUUGAGUUGGAGUUGAAUGAAAGGGAAUUGUUUUAGGUGUACACAACAGAGGCAGAAUGGUAUGGUAGUUGAGCGCUGGUUCUUCAAGAACAGAUCUGUGUUCAAAGCCUGGCUCAUGUUUGUGACAUGUUAUAUGUGGUGUCUGAUACGGAUACAUAAUAAGAAUGCAGUUAAUGUCAGUGAGAAUCGCGGACCUGGAAGGCAUGAGUGGAGUGUAUAUACCAGGGGAACUGUUGAGUAAACGAAACAGGAGCUAUGGUAGAGUCUCAUUGUAAAAUCCAUUCCUGUUUUUGGAACUCCUAAACCAAAAUAGGGCUUCUUCCUCCAACAUUUUAGUUCAGGGAUGAUUUUGUGUGUACGUAUUUUCCUGGGAAGGGGGACAAAUCAGUGCCCCACUCAAUCUAAGGCAGCUCUGCAUUGGGGAACUUGUCUGAGGUAGCACAAGGAUAAGGAGCAGGGCACAUUGUAACGAUACGACUUUUAGUAUUUGUGCGUGCCCUGAAACAAAGAGAUCUUCAUCUGGGAUCCAGGGAAAGAGAUUUGUAGAUCUUCUGACCCUACAGUUGUUCUGAAUAGGAAGCAGAGCCACCUGCUAGAAGCCUACUUUGACCAAUAUGAAUCGAUUACUCUUUUCUUUCUUUUCCAUUCUAAGACAUUUCUUUCUAUCGCACUUAUUUGCAUAUGUUUUGUGGUAUUAAGCAGAUUUUCUUUAAAACUAUGAGAAAAGUUUCUGAAGGCAGCAAUUUCUUCCUCCCAGUAUCCCACUCUACUCUUCUUACUUGCCCCGCCCCCAUGUCUCCUUUCCACCUCUGCCUCCAGCUGGCCUACUAAACUAUUUGCCAGAGGCAUGAUUUCCUCAUUCUUUCAAUUCCCCUUCUCCCAGAUUGAGAAAUUCUGGGCUUGCUCUGGAUUUUUUUUACAGUCUCAGGUUUUCAUUUUUGUUUUUUCUUUUUCUUUUCCAGCAGAUGCCCCAGUCCUGGGUUCGCAUGUCUUUGUUGUCAGCCUGUGGAUCACUGAUUGACCAGCCUGAGCCAGCGGGUCCCUCAGAUCCCAAGGGACAGACUGGGCGGUGCUUUUACCCACACCGUGAGACUCCUCAUAAUUGCAUCAGUGCCGCACGUACCUAUGGAAAAUACUAGUGGACUGUCAGGCUUGGGGUUAAUUGGUUUCAGCUAACACCUUAUGGGAGCAGAGUCCUUGUGCACAUGCUGCCGUGGUACAAGUGCCCUAACUAGCUUCACACCAAGGGGAGUGGCAUCCUGAAGGAAAGCAAUUCCUUUUACUCCACCCCUUUCAUCCACUGCCACUCACAGAUUAGCCUCCAGCUCCUGCCCGGUGGAUCAAAGACGAAAUCUUAGAAUACACGUUUUCAAACUCAGUUAAUUGUUCAUUAAUAUCCGGGAGUGGCAGAUAUACGAUGCUUCCCUUUUCAUGGCAGGUCAAAGAUGAAAUUUGAUUAUGCUUUGAAGGGUGUGGUUUGCCUCUUGAAAUUCCCGGCAGUGUCUUUACCAACGUGGUGUUGCCCAGAGCAGCCCAAGUGCCCUUAUCUAACCAAGGGAGGCGCACUUGUCUGCAUAUAUACAGGCAGGAGCCGACGCUCGGAAAAGUCAAAUCCAGCCUGCACAAUGAAGAAGCAACCUAAGAAGGAUGAAGCUCCACACUGUGAGCUCAAAUCCUAUUCUAAGAACUUGGACACUCAGUCAUCCACCAUGGUAUUGGGUCCUGAACAGAAGAUGCCAGAUGAUGAUGCUUCUGGAGACCAUGGGGACCCUGCCAGUCUUGGUACCCUCAACCCUGCCUAUAGUAACUCAUCUCUUUCCCAGUCCACUGGGCACUCACAGGAGCCCUUCACCACCUACUUUGAUGAGAAGAUUGCCAUUCCUGAAGAGGAGUAUUCUUGUUUUAGCUUUCGUAAACUCUGGGCUUUCACGGGACCGGGCUUUCUUAUGAGUAUUGCCUACUUGGAUCCAGGAAACAUCGAGUCUGAUUUGCAGUCUGGAGCGGUGGCUGGAUUUAAGUUGCUCUGGGUUCUUCUGUUGGCCACCAUGGUGGGGCUCCUACUCCAGCGCCUUGCAGCUAGACUGGGAGUGGUCACAGGGUUGCAUCUUGCUGAAGUGUGUCACCGUCAGUAUCCCAGGGUCCCACGAAUUAUCCUAUGGCUGAUGGUGGAGUUGGCUAUCAUUGGCUCAGAUAUGCAAGAAGUUAUUGGCUCAGCCAUUGCCAUCAAUCUCCUGUCUGUAGGAAGGGUUCCUCUAUGGGGUGGAGUUCUCAUCACCAUUGCAGAUACCUUUGUAUUUCUCUUUUUGGACAAGUACGGCUUACGGAAGCUAGAAGCAUUUUUUGGCUUUCUCAUCACUAUUAUGGCCCUCACAUUUGGAUAUGAGUAUGUUACAGUGAAACCCAGCCAGAGCCAGGUACUCAAGGGCAUGUUCCUGCCAUCCUGUCCAGGCUGUCACACCCCACAGAUCGAGCAGGCUGUGGGCAUCGUGGGAGCUGUCAUCAUGCCACACAAUAUGUACCUGCAUUCUGCCUUAGUCAAGUCCAGACAGGUAAACCGAGCCAAUAAGCAGGAGGUACGAGAAGCUAAUAAGUACUUUUUCAUUGAAUCCUGCAUUGCUCUCUUUGUUUCCUUCAUCAUCAACGUCUUUGUCGUCUCCGUCUUUGCCGAAGCAUUUUUUGAAAAAACCAACGACCAGGUGGUUGCAGUCUGUAGAAAUGCCAGCAGUCCGCACACUAGCCUCUUUCCUGACGAUAACUCGACACUGGCUGUGGACAUCUACAAAGGGGGUGUUGUACUGGGAUGUUACUUUGGGCCUGCUGCACUCUACAUCUGGGCAGUGGGGAUCCUGGCUGCAGGGCAGAGCUCUACCAUGACAGGAACCUAUUCUGGCCAGUUCGUCAUGGAGGGAUUCCUGAACCUAAAGUGGUCACGCUUUGCCCGAGUGAUUCUGACCCGCUCUAUUGCCAUCAUCCCCACUCUGCUUGUUGCCAUCUUCCAGGAUGUAGAGCAUCUAACAGGGAUGAAUGACUUCCUGAAUGUUCUGCAGAGCUUACAGCUUCCCUUUGCUCUCAUACCCAUCCUCACAUUUACGAGCUUGCGGCCAGUAAUGAGUGACUUUGCCAAUGGAAUAGGCUGGAGGAUUGCAGGCGGGAUCUUGGUCCUUAUCGUCUGUUCCAUCAACAUGUACUUUGUCAUGGUUUAUGUCCAGGAACUAGGGCAUGUGGCAUUGUAUGUGGUAGCUGCUGUGGUCAGUGUGGCUUAUCUGAGCUUUGUGUUAUACUUGGGUUGGCAAUGUUUGAUUGCACUGGGCAUGUCCUUCCUGGACUGUGGGCACACGUACCAUCUGGGACUGACAGCUCAGCCUGAACUCUACCUUCUCAACACCGUGGAUGCUGACUCACUUGUGUCUAGAUGACUGACAGCCUGAGAGACUGUUUAAGAACCAUUUUGUCUUAGUCCUUUUGUGCCAGGUGUCCUGUUAACAUAUCUCUGUUAGUUCAGAGGUGAGUUUUGUUCAGAUGUUUUGAACAAAAGUCAAAGAUUUCCUCAUGGGAAGGGUGUUAAAAGCUGCCAGCUCUAAGUGUAGGACAGAGACCCACCCACCUCACGAUGGUCCUACAGUAACCAGAGUGACAUGAUUGGCCCACGGUGGCCACACACCCCUAUGGGCUUGUGUCUUGACCUCUGGAAUUUAAAAAAUAUAUAUGUGUAUAUAUUUAUGUAAACCUGAACAUGUCAGUUUGGGUAGAGUUUUAAGGUUAUGUGAAAUUGAUAGGUCUUUCUUAUUUUUUUAAAAGCUAUAGAUAAAUCAGAUAUUUGUUUUCUCUGGGUCACAAGUGAGAGAGGAAAGGGAGUAAUGCUCUUUUUCGGAAUGAUCUGGUCAAAUUGACUUGCCUUUUAAAGUGACACUUGACUAUGGCUAGUUAAAUUCAAUUUCAGUUUUAACCAGACCCUUAGCGACUACUGACUAGCAGCACAUCAUUUCUAAAGGAAACAGUUCUUCCUUUCAGCAGACUUAUCCUGGUUAUAUUGUGUGCUUUGCAAUUAUUAUUCUUUGUUGCUUUUCUUGAAAUCUUGUCAGAGGUAUGGUGCUAUUUCCCAAAGAGCUUAAUACCUCAUCAGAAGAUUCAGAAACCAUACUCGAACCAAUGAUCAGUUUUCCAUGUGACAUCGUAACUCAGCCCAUUCUAGCAUUCAAGCUUUAGGUAUAAAAAGAAGAACCUUCUAACAUUUAACUUUGUAAGUCCCAAACAGAAAAUGAUGGAAGUUACUUGUUUUCUUUCUAACGUUUGUAGAGUUCUACCAUGUCUUUUCUUCCCAUUUUUCCCCACUAAAACUCCACAGACACCAUUUCUAGGUCCAAAGUCUAUUUCCAGGAAUGGUUAAUAUUUCUACUGUUGAAUUUCCUUGAAUGCUAAGCAUUUUAUUUAAGAUAUUUAUAUCAAGUAAUACGAGAGCAGAACUAGACCAGGACAUGGACGACUAGUUCUCAUGUCAUAAACUGCCUGCCUACAUGUGGGUGAUAGACUUUUUUUGACCCCUCUUCUUAACCAGGACUUUUUUCUUUAAGAUUUUUAUAAUAAAAAAAGUUAAUAUUUAAAAAUUGGAAAAAUGUUGCAUAAUUAUCUGAUUGAAAAGAAGAUUGGCCACACUGGGCUUACAUUCCUGCAUGGAAUUGCAGUUGGCUGGAACUGGAUGGUGGCUAGUCCGUUUUAAUGGACUUCAGGGUGGCACACACUUCUUCGAUUCGUUUCCUUCUAGCCCCAAAGACAUUGAGUUUGCAAACCCUGCAGCUUUUGUAUGACUUUGAGCAUCAUUUUCCUCUUUCAGCUUAAAAGUGAAAUAUCUGACCUCUCUGUCUUAUUUAUUUUAUUUUAUUUAUUUUUUUUAAUAUAUGAAAUUUACUGUCAAAUUGGUUUCCAUACAACACCCAGUGCUCAUCCCAAAAGGUGCCCUCCUCAAUACCCAUCACCCCCCCUCCCCUCCCUCCCACCCCCCGUCAACCCUCAGUUUGUUCUCAGUUUUUAAGAGUCUCUUAUGCUUUGGCUCUCAUCCACUCUAACCUCUUUUUUUUUUUUUUUCCUUCCCCUCCCCCAUGGGUUUCUGUUAAGUUUCUCAGGAUCACUCUGUCUUAUUUUAAAAGUUAGUAUUUUUUCAGUAAGACUUUUAAAAAUUCCAGACAUUGUUUAUCUUCACUUAUAUAGACUUGGUUCUCUAAGUGGCAGGGAGUUGUCUAAGGUAAUACUUUUUAAAAAUUCUCUUAUUUCUAUUUCAGAGGCCCUUGAAACUUCUGGUAAGAGUAGCAUUUGUAGGUUAGAGUCCUUCUGAUCUUAAAAAUGAAAUUGAAUUAACAUCAGUUAUCAGCUUUCAUUUGAAAAAGAGAUUUCUUUUUUGAGAGAGAGGGAGAGCAUGAGCACACAUGCACAUACAGGGGAGGGGUGGGGGGGUGGGAGAGGGGGAGAGAGAGAGAGAGAGAGAGAGAGAGAGAGAGAGAGAGAGAAUAUCUUAAGCAGGCUCCAUGCCCAUUGCGUAGACUGCUGUGGGGCUUGAUCUCAUGACCCUUGAGAUCAUGACCUGAGCCAAAAACAAGAGUGGAUGCUUAACUGACUGAGCCACCCAGGUGCCCUGAAAAAGAGAUUUUUUAAAUGAGUUUCAGUAUUUUAGAUUUUUUUAAGACAUUUUAUUUAAGUAAUCUCUACACCCAACAUGGACUUGAACUCAUGACCCCAAGAUCAAGAGUCACAUGCUGUUUGAGCCAGUCAGCUGCCCCACAGUAUUUUAUAUUCUUUAUACACAGAUAGCAACUCUAGAUGAACCAAUUUGGAUUUUCCUGCCUCUCUUGGAAAUUCAUUUUCUCAGGUAGUUAGUUUCAUGACCAGAGAGUGUUAGGAGAAAGAAGAAAAAGGUUACAAAAUUCUGUUUUGCCACUCAUAAAAAGAUGAAGUGCUUGGUUAUACAGAGACCAAGUACUUGGGGGAGUCUAGCUCUCAUCUCCAUCCUAUGGCUGUACAUUAAUGGAACAGACUGGAGUUUACAAAAGCUUUUAAGUUUGGGGUGCCUGGCCCACUCAGUCGGUAGAACAUGCAACUCUUGAUCUCAGGUUGUGAGUUCAAGCCCCAUGUUGGUGUGGAAGCAUUAAAAUAAAAAUAAAUUGAAAAAAAUGUUUAUAAAUUUAUCCAUCAAGUCAUACAACUCCUGUAAUCUGAAAAGUUGAUAAACUGAGUCACACCAAAAUCAGUAGAAGAGACUGAUUUCUAAAGAAUGAGUCUUGGGUAAACUUUUUUUCUAAGUUAGAACUUUUAAUCAUUCUCUAAUUUAUAUUUACAAAUCUGGAUUUUAUAUUAUAUGCUUUUAUAGCUAUUAACAUAUUCAAUUGUAAGAUAAACCUAGAAGCAUACACUCACUCAGUUCCUCAGGUUUAACAUUAUGGAGUCAAUUUAUAAGAGGAUGCUCUGACAAUGAAUAUCCAGAAUGUCAAAAAAAUACAACUAAAUAAUAGUUACUGGGCAGCUGCUGCUACAUAACCACAUGUCCACCUAAUAUAAAAGGCAGUCAGUCAGUUUUGGUUCAGGUCAUGAUCUCACAGUUCAUGGGUUCGAGCCCCAUGUUGGGCUCUGUACUGACAGCUCAGAGCCUGAAGCCUGCUUGGGAUUCUGUGUCUCCCUCUCUCUCUGCCCUCCCUGCUUGUGCUCCGUCUCUCAAAAAUAUAUAAAUGUUGAAAAAAAAUUUUUUUUAAUUAAAAAAAAUAAAAGGCAGAGCAUAUUGAGGCAAAUGAAAUAGUUUAGCAAGUGAGGCAUCAGGGGUUUCAGUAGUUAAUGAAAAAAGCCUUCUCAACUUUAAACAUUAUGAUAUCAAGCCUCCAAAGUUUUGCCCCAGAAGUGUUGUCUUCAUUCGGGUACUGUAUUUCACCUAUAUGUAGGGUCCCUGCAGUGACCCCCUCUUCUUAACCCAAGCUAAAGUGGAUAAAUGAGCAUCCUGCUUCUUUUCUACACAGAUGAUUUUACACGUUAAUUUAAAUACAGUUUGUGAGUUCUCAUGCAUAGCUAUUCUUGGUGAAUAAAUACUUUGCAUUUCUGUUUCAAGUAAUAAAUAUAUUCAGCUCUCAGUAAAAUUACAAAAUUCUGGAACCUGUUGGGUGUUAUGAAAAAAGCCCAUUUCUAAUUAAACACUUAAGUCUAUUUUUAAUGCAGAGUAUACAUUGAGAGAAUGGAAUCUUUCCAGGACCCUGAAUAGAAGUACUUCUCCAUUGUGGAAUCAACACGAAGGGUGACAUUUCUAUGCCUGCUGUUCUCAAUCUCCCUGACCUCCAUGCAACAUAUUAGAUCCAGCUGCACGACUAUUUAGUGGAAUAAAGUCGUUGGAUUCUUGCCUUGCCUAUUUUCCCCAGAGGACAGUGUUGCCCAAAAUAUGUAUACUUGUUGGUGGAACUAGGAGAGCCCCAUGACAGGUACAAAUGACAAUUUUAAAAAUAAUUGCCUGUGCCAAUUAAUACACAGAACAGUGGGGGUUAAUGCCUAGACUGCAGACUUAAUUUCAGAUAUUCCGACAUUGUUUCUUUUCCCAAAUACUAGACUUCACCUUCCUUUCAGAUGAACUCUCCACCGUAGGAGACAUCAAAGAAAAGGAAGUAACCACCACAGAUAAUUUUAUAAUGCAUUCUUGAUUUUUUUUCAGUGAAUGCUUUUUUCAUUUUUUUUUUUUUGUUUUUUUUUUUUUUUUUUUUUUUUUUCCCUUUCUCCCCAGGCUUGGAGUCUUAGAAGGUAGAUCUGAGUCACAGAUGUAAUGACUUCAACAGUAUAGUUAAUUUUUUAGAACCUUAGGGCAGUUGUAGAGGAGUUUCAGGUCACAGGUGUAAUUAACAUUUAAUGUCUGUUUUGAUUUCUGUGUUUUCGAGUGUCAUACCAGAUUAGCAAUAGCACUGGACUAAUUCCUUUCACCCCUAUAGUUGUCAUCUGGGGAAAAGGGAUUUUUUUUUUUAGCAAUUCACCUUUGUACUCCUAGAAAUGCUUUCAAGUAUAAAAAUGAAUACAUAGACAUUUAAAUGUUAAACAUUUAUGUUUGUGGCAAAAUAGUCAAAUUUUGAGAUAAGAGCGAAGCACACAAUGGUAAACCAAAUUUAAAUAACAACAUGGCCAUUCUCCUCUGAUGUAAUUGUUUCCCAUUCUCAAAAGGAAUUUAUGAAAGCUUUAAUUACCUUGCCCUAUUUGGAGAGAAUUAAACAAUGAAUGGAGCAUCAUUUUUUUUUAAGGCUUAUUUAUUUAUUUUGAGAGAGAGAGAGUGAGCAGAGGAGGGACAGCAAGAGAGAGACACACACACACAGAAUCCGAAACAGGCUCCAGGCUCUGAGCUGUCAGCCCAGAGCCCGACGUGGGGCUUGAACCCACAAACUGCGAGAUCAUGACCUGAGCUGAAGUUGGACACUUAACCGACUGAGCCACCCAGGCUAGACCGUCACAUUUAAUACAGAUAUAGAUAAUUUUUCUGUAGUCAUUAUAUAACUAACUCCUAAUUUUCAGAUUGGUUUGACGUAAUAUAGAUUAUUUUUUGCCACUAACUAGAAAAUAAAAAUUCUAAAAGUCAGAAAAUCAUGUCCUAGGUUCUGAAAGACAACAAGGAUAUUUUUGAGUUGACUAUGACUCUUGAUUUGGAAAUCAACAUAAACAAUUGAGACUUGCUAUACAAGGCUAUGCGAAUCCUGUCUCAUAGUUUUGCAGUAUAAUUUACUACAUACUGAAAAUUUAUUCUUCAGAAUAAAUAGUUUUCAGAAGCCUUCUUGUCUUGUAUGUAUGUAGCUUCAUUUUUUGGACACAUUGAAGAAUCGAGGUCUAAUGUAAUCCUUAUACAUAGAAUAGAGAACACCUAGAAACAAAAA
Molecule: messenger RNA, 9900 nt
Organism: Panthera uncia (snow leopard)
Lineage: Eukaryota; Metazoa; Chordata; Mammalia; Carnivora; Felidae
Gene: SLC11A2
Product: solute carrier family 11 member 2
Exons: 17
Coding region: 2473-4443 (656 amino acids)
Biological process (GO): metal ion transport
Cellular component (GO): plasma membrane
Molecular function (GO): cadmium ion transmembrane transporter activity; manganese ion transmembrane transporter activity; iron ion transmembrane transporter activity
Source: RefSeq, a predicted model, not a curated record